AACAAACUGUUGACAUUUAAUUUUGCUCAAUGAUUUUGAAUAUUUGAUUUAACAAUUUAAGUUGAAAUUGUCCAGUCUAUGAGAUUGUUCCAGCGUAAUCAUUUUAUUGUUUAAUUAUUAAGAUCUGAUUCAAUUUUUACUAGAAAUAUCAAAUGUAUAAAAUAUCGAGUUUCUUCCUUUUUGAAGUUGUAGUGAAUGAUUUAGUUUAAUAAACUGUUUCUGCAAGUGAUUUCAAUACUAAUUAAAAGUAUUAUUUCUGAUCAAUUGUCAAAAAUUAUAAAUUGUUCAUUUAAAGUCCACUUUAUUUGGUUAAUUUUUGGAGUUACAGCAUCAACGUCUUUUAUCCUCCUGUUAUUGGUGGAAUCAAAGCAAUAACAUCUGAUUCAUUGAGGAUAACUGUUUUUUGUUUAUGAACAUAUUCCUCAUUAAUUGCUAAGAUCAUGGUGGAUUGCAGAACGUCCAGUUGAGGAAAAAGCUUGCUGCAAAUGUAUUGCUUUAGUUGAUCAUCUGUUUCCCAAAUUCUUGGUAAGCUGAUUGUUGUCUCAGGUUUUUUCAAUAAGUCUUUAGCUUGAGCAAAAGCAAUCAAUUUAACUGUUACAGUUUCCACGGACAUAUUUAAAGAUUUAGUAUAAACACGUGGAGUUGGCACAAGGUGAAUAUUUUUGAUCCAAUUGUAAUACAAUCUUCAGUUAAUGGGUACAAUAAAUUGUGCAAAAAUACUGAGAAAUCAGUUUAAGUUGCUUAAACGUGGAACCAUAAUGAUUAGACCUCGUAAAAUUUACAAUUUGGUCCUGGUAACCGAUCAGCAAAAUAAUCAAGUUUUAUUGGGUUACAAGAAGCGAGGAUUUGGAGUUGAUAAAUGGAGUGGUUUUGGUGGUAAAGUUGAUAUUGGCGAGGACAUUGAAGUUUCAGUGAAACGUGAACUCUUCGAGGAAUCAUCUUUGAUUGCUGAAGAAAUUGUUAAAGUUGGCAUUUUGUGUUUUGAUUCCGACACUUAUUCAUGUGUCCAUGAAGCUCAUGUUUUCCAAGUUCCCAAGUUUUCUGGAAAUCCAACAGAAUCAGAUGAAAUGAAACCCAAAUGGUUCCCAAUCGACUCCAUUCCAUAUGAUCAGAUGUGGAGAGACUUUCAAUAUUGGUGGCCUUAUUUCAGAAAAGGUCAAUUGUUCAGUGCUUUCUUUAUGUACCAAGGAUUGGAAGUUAUUACUGAUUAUAGAUUAAUCACAGUCAAUAAUUAUAAAGAAUUGGAACCAAUCGAGUUACACGAAACAUCCUUUUUAAGACAUUCACCUUUUUUGUCAACUCUUGCUGCACCUCAUUGACAAAUCUUUCCAAAAAUUUUAAGUUUUAUCAAUCUUAAUAUCUAUUUCAAAUUUUUUUGUUCCCUGUUUCAUUCACAAAUGUCCAAUAAUCCUGUAUUUUAAUUGUCUUAUUAAAAAGAUCGAAAUGA
Messenger RNA from Tetranychus urticae (two-spotted spider mite), 1447 nucleotides. RefSeq names its product oxidized purine nucleoside triphosphate hydrolase-like. NCBI's taxonomy places the organism in Eukaryota, Metazoa, Arthropoda, Arachnida, Trombidiformes, Tetranychidae. Gene Ontology annotation, molecular function: 8-oxo-7,8-dihydroguanosine triphosphate pyrophosphatase activity. Gene Ontology annotation, cellular component: cytoplasm. The record is from RefSeq and is a predicted model, not a curated record. Gene Ontology annotation, biological process: DNA protection.